AAGUUAGAAGUUGAAGUUGAAAUACUGACGUUUUACGUUAUAUUACGAAACAAUUAUAAUUCUAGAUUGUUUCUAAUUGUAUGGGAACAAUCAGCCCAUUAAGUAAGGUCACUGUGUUUAGGGAUUUCUAUAUUUCAAGAUGAAGUUGGUGGUGGACGGACUUACGGUGUUAUUUCCGUACGACUACAUUUACCCAGAGCAGUUUUCGUACAUGUGCGAGUUAAAAAAGGCUUUAGAUGCAAAGGGUCACUGCAUGUUGGAAAUGCCAUCUGGAACUGGGAAAACUGUCUCACUACUUUCUCUAAUUGUUUCCUACAUGGAGGUAAACCCGCUGCAAGUUACCAAGCUAAUCUACUGCUCUCGAACACUGCCAGAAAUUGAAAAAGUACUUGCUGAACUGGCAAACCUUGUGAAGUACUAUGAAAAGGAGACUGGGAAGAAACCAAAAAUGGUAGGACUUGCAUUGUCCUCCAGAAAAAACUUGUGUGUUCAUCCGUCUGUAAGCCGGGAAAAAGAAGGAAAAGUCGUAGAUGGAAGAUGUCAAAGCUUAACCGCGUCGUUUGUUAGAGCUCGACAUCAAAAAGAUCCUAAUGUUAACGUCUGUAGUUUCUAUGAAUCAUUUGAUUUAAAUGGGCGAGAAUUUCCACUCCCUCCAGGGAUUUACAAUUUGGAUGACUUGAAGGAGUACGGACGCCAAAAAGGGUGGUGCCCUUAUUUUGUGGCUAGAUAUGCGAUUGUUCACGCAAAUAUUGUCGUCUACAGUUAUCACUAUUUAUUGGACCCUAAAAUCGCAGAGAUUGUCUCUAAAGAAAUUUCCAAGAAUGCUGUUGUCGUUUUUGAUGAAGCCCACAAUAUUGAUAAUGUGUGCAUUGAUUCUAUGAGUGUAAAAAUAAAUCGCAGAAUCCUGGACAAAUGUAGCACGAACUUGAGUACCUUAGAAAAAACUAUUGAAGAAAUUAAAGAAGCAGACACCAAAAAGCUACGUGAGGAAUAUCAUCGUUUAGUUGAAGGGUUAAGGGAUGCAAGUAUUGCUCGAGAGACUGACGUGGUGCUAGCAAAUCCAGUUCUUCCGAACGAAAUCCUUGAAGAAGCGGUUCCGGGAAAUAUCAGGAAUGCAGAACAUUUUGUAUUCUUUUUAAAAAAGUUUGUUGAAUAUGUAAAGAUGCGACUACGAGUACAACACGUGGUUCAAGAGUCUCCUGCAGGAUUUUUGAAGGAUAUUUAUGGAAAGAUUAGCAUAGAGCGGAAACCACUAAGGUUCUGUGCUGAACGUUUGGCCUCGUUGAUAAAAACUCUGGAAAUUUCCGAUUUGUCCGAUUUUUCUCCUCUAGUAUUGAUAUCGCAUUUUGCAACACUGGUGUCAACGUACACCAAGGGUUUUACAAUAAUUAUUGAACCAUUUGACGAGAAAUCGCCAACAGUGAGCAAUCCCAUACUCCACUUUAGCUGUUUGGAUAGUUCGAUCGCAAUCAAACCCGUCUUUGACAGAUUUCAAUCAGUUGUCAUCACCUCUGGGACACUGUCACCUUUAGAUAUGUAUCCCAAAAUAUUGGACUUUCAUCCAACUAUUAUGACGUCUUUCACAAUGACUUUAGCGAGACCUUGCAUUCUUCCCAUGGUUGUGACAAAAGGAAAUGAUCAAGUUGCAAUGUCAUCAAAAUAUGAGACAAGGGAAGACAUUGCGGUGAUUAGAAAUUAUGGAAAUCUACUGGUAGAAACUGCUUCUAUUGUUCCUGAUGGCAUGGUUUGUUUCUUCACGUCGUACCUCUACAUGGAAAAUGUUGUUGCCAGUUGGUAUGAUCAAGGUAUUAUUGACCAACUACUCAAGUACAAAUUGCUGUUUAUCGAAACUCAAGAUGCUGCUGAGACUAGCCUUGCUUUAUUUAACUACAUUAAAGCGUGUGAGAAUGGACGAGGCGCUGUAUUGCUUUCUGUAGCACGAGGUAAAGUUUCUGAAGGAGUUGAUUUUGAUCAUCAUCUUGGAAGAGCCGUUUUGAUGUUUGGAAUUCCCUACGUUUACACACAAUCAAAAAUCCUUAAAGCACGCCUGGAAUAUCUUCGAGAUCAAUUCCAAAUUAAAGAGAAUGACUUUCUGACAUUUGAUGCCAUGAGACAUGCAGCACAAUGUGUUGGGAGAGCUUUACGAGGAAAAACUGAUUAUGGUAUCAUGAUAUUUGCUGACAAACGAUUCUCCCGUUCGGACAAAAAGAGCAAGCUGCCAAAAUGGAUUCAAGAGCAUCUCAGAGAGUCAUUUUGUAACCUGUCAGUCGAAGAAGCUAUUCAGAUCUCAAAAAAGUGGUUGAAACAGAUGGCUCAACCAUUUACCCGUGAGGAUCAGUUGGGAAUCUCUUUGCUAACGUUGGAACAACUUCAGAGUGAAGACAUGCAAAAGAAAAUUUUUCAAAGAGCUCAACAAAUAUAAUGAUAGAUUAUACCUGUGCGUCUAUGUUAGCUUUAUAUUUUAUUUUUGCAAUAAAAUACAUUUUUAUCCCUUAAAAAUUUA
Folsomia candida is the source of this 2503-nucleotide messenger RNA. It is a transcript of the gene Xpd, whose product is annotated as general transcription and DNA repair factor IIH helicase subunit XPD. Gene Ontology annotation, molecular function: hydrolase activity, acting on acid anhydrides, in phosphorus-containing anhydrides; DNA helicase activity; damaged DNA binding. The record is from RefSeq and is a predicted model, not a curated record. Gene Ontology annotation, biological process: nucleotide-excision repair; positive regulation of mitotic recombination; transcription by RNA polymerase II. Lineage: Eukaryota; Metazoa; Arthropoda; Collembola; Entomobryomorpha; Isotomidae. The transcript has 14 exons. The coding region runs from base 140 to 2422 and encodes 760 amino acids. Gene Ontology annotation, cellular component: nucleus.